This is a messenger RNA of Alternaria burnsii, 337 nucleotides long. RefSeq lists its product as uncharacterized. The annotation marks the transcript as partial. The transcript has a single exon. NCBI's taxonomy places the organism in Eukaryota, Fungi, Ascomycota, Dothideomycetes, Pleosporales, Pleosporaceae. The record is from RefSeq and is a predicted model, not a curated record.
CGAGGAGCUUGAAGAGGAGAAGAAGCAGUGGAUGGAAAAGAUCUGCCAGAUGCAAGAUGACUUUGCUGCCAUGCGCAUCGAGUACGACGCUCUUGUUGCUGAGAAGGAGAACUGGCACCGCGAGUCCAUGGAGAUGCACCACAUGGUCAACCAGCUCCAGUUCGACAAGGAGGAGCUUGUGCGCAACCACACUCUUGAAACCGGCGAGCUUCGCAAGAAGGUCUCUGUCCUUACUGAACGCCUCGAGGCUGCUACUAGCAAAAUCGAGAAGGUCCAACAGCAAAAACCGCAAAAACAGAUGGAGAACAGAAAGCAAGCCGAACUUGCAGAGCAUUAA